Molecule: messenger RNA, 1621 nt
Organism: Poecilia reticulata (guppy)
Lineage: Eukaryota; Metazoa; Chordata; Actinopteri; Cyprinodontiformes; Poeciliidae
Source: RefSeq, a predicted model, not a curated record
AUUAAAAUAUUCUGUUAUUAUAACUCAUCCAUCUUCAUUUGUCUCCACAGAACCGUUUCCAGUCUGGGCCACAGUUCUACUGGUUCUACUGGUUCUACUGGUUCUGGGUCUGGUUGCUGCUGCAGUUCUUAUCCUGUUGUUAUGGCAUCGUUUCUCAGUCCACAGGGUGGAGGUGGAACCAGGGGUGGAGUCUGUUAAGCUGUCCUGGAGAUGGGGAGACCAGCUGGUGUCCUGCAGGUCCACAGCCUGUCUGCCUGCAGACAUUAGGGUGGAGUGGAGAGACAAAUGUAACAGGACGGUCCAUGUGCAUCAGAACGGUUCUGAUUGUUCUGCUAAACAGAACCAGCGCUACAAAAACAGAACCAAGAUGGAUAAAGACCUCAGUCUCACUCUGAGACGACCGACGUGUGAAGACAGUGGGAUCUACACCUGCAGCGUCUACAGCAGGAAGGGAGACGUCCUGAUGAAGAAAGAAUUUAAGCUGGAGGUCAAAGCCCAACAGGUGGAGGUGGAAUCAGGGGUGUGGUCUGUUGAGCUGCCCUGCACAACCACAGAGAGUCUGGAUGGAGACGUUAGAGUGGAGUGGAUGGACGGAGACAAGUGGAAGGUCCAUGUGUAUCAGAACGGUUCUGAUUGUUCUGAUGAACAGCAUGAGAGCUACAAAGGCAGAACCAAGACGGAUGAAAACCCACUGAAGACUAAAGACCUCAGUCUGACUCUGAUGAAUCCUACAUACAGUGACGUCUUCACCUGCAGAGUCUCCAGAGACGGAACCGUCCUGAUGAUGAAACAGGUUCAGCUGGAGGUCAAAGACCAACUGGUGGAGGCGAAGGAGGGGGAUGAGUCUGUUAAGCUGGAGUUCAAGGUGACCUUUGACCUGCUGGGGGGAGACAGAGUGGAGUGGUGGGACAAAAAAGAGAGGAUCGUCCAUGUGUAUCAGAACGGUUCUGAUCKGCCUGUAGAACAGGCUGAGUUCUACAAAGACAGAACCAGGAUGAACAAAGACGCUCUGGAGACUAAAGACCUCAGUCUGACUCUGAGUCGACCCAUUGAGAAAGAUAUCAGACGGUUCAGAUGUGGAGUUUAUAGGAACGGAGAACUGCUGAGAAUUAAAACUUUUCAGCUCAACAUCAAAGCAGGGACAGUCCAGGACCAAACAGAGGACACCAGGAAGCCACUGCUGGCUGAUGAAUCAGUCUGAUCAGGUUGAUCAUCUCUGAUCAUUGAUCCAGUCAGACUUUGGAUCAGAGCCGAUCUCAGUGAAGGUUCUGAUGGACCAACAGAGACACUUCCUGGCCCUCUGGUCCUCUGGUCCAGUCUGCAGCCUCUUAUUGAUCACUAUUGAUUAUUGAUGACAGAAUGAAGAUCUGAAGGAACUGAAUCAUUUCUGCUGCCUGAGGAACCAGUUCAUGACGGGAACUGGAACUGGUUUGGAUCCAUCAGGGAGGAGAAGAGUCCAGUCUGACCAGAACCAUCAUCAUCCUCUUCAUCAUCAUCAUCAUCAUCAUCAUCAUCAUCAUCAUCAUCAUCAUCAUCAUCAUCAUCAUCAACCACGACCACGUAGCUUUUCACCAAAGAAAACCUGGACCACCAAUAGAUCACGUUAAAUUAUUAUUCCAUG